AUUAUGGUAGAAAUCAAAAGAUAAGCUAUUAUCUUGAUUAUUAAAGAAACUUAUGAUUAUUUACAUAAUUAAGAGGAAUUAAUCAAGUAGAAUUAAAUUAGUACAUAAAUAUAUUUAUAAAUAGAAUGCAUACUAAAUCAGGUUAAACAAUUCAUUUAGGCUUCACAAUUAGUAGAAAUACCAUAAUACUAAAACUAAAAAGUACAAGAAUAAGGUAUUUAUAAAUUUAGAAAUUUUAGCAAUACGUUUACUAAAUAAUUAAAGAUGGUGUUAAGCAGACCAAUUGAUAGAAAAACAUUUAAAAGAAUCUGACAAAUAUUAAUCUUAUUUGAAAUUCCUUUAAAGUACUAUUAAUAUAUAUAAUUUAGGCAUUGCCUUAAUUGAAAACAAUUAACCAGGAAAAGGACUUAUUAAAAGAGAUGAAGCCUAAAAAAUGAAUGGAAACUUAUAUAAAGAACUAUCAGAUUAUGCAGAUAAGAAACUUAGUGAAAAUCAAAAUAAUCUAAUUAUACUUAUCAUAAAAAGUUAAUUAUAUUAUGAAUUUCUUUAGGUUAUGCAUUACAUGAUCAAUAGAAAUAUGAUUAGGCGAUUGAUUAAUGUAGAAUAGUUUUGAGAAAAAAUCCUAAAUAUCUCCAUGCCUUAUAUAGAUUAAGUACUAUUUAAUUAAAAAAUUAGGCUAUGCUUUAUAAGAUUAGCAUCAAAAUGAUUAGGCAAUUCAAUGUUUUGAAUCCUGUUAGGAAUAUAUCAUAGGUUAUUUUUAGAGAGGUAGAUUAUUUUGUUAUCAUAUUUAGCAUAUUCAUUACAACAAUAAGAGAAAUAUUAAUAUGCUAUUACUUAAUACGAUUUGGCAAUUAAAAAAGAUCCUUAAUUUUCCUAAGCUUUAAAUAAUAAAGGUUAUAUUUAUUUGAUUGUUUUAGGUAAUUUAUUAUAUAAAAUGAAAAAAUAUGAUGAAGCUAAUGAAUUUUUUGAUUAAGCAAUAACAAUAGAUCCAUUUAAUGCAAAAUUUUAUUUUAAUAAAGGUUUAAUAUUAUCUCAUUUUAAUAGGUUAGUCAUUAUAUUUUCUUAAAAAAAAUGAUCAAGCUUUAAUUUACUUCAAUUAAGCAUUGAUUUUCGAUAAAACAUAUGCUGAAGCAUAUACAUAUAAAGGUACUUAAGAAUUAUAAAAAGGCUAUCUAUUAUUAAAAAUGAAUAGAUUGUAAUUUGCCAUAACAACAUAUAAUUAAGCAAUUAUAUAUUGCGAAAAUGAGAGGGCCAAAUUUGAGGAGUUAAAGGCUAGAGCAAUAGGUGUAAGAUGA
This is a messenger RNA of Paramecium primaurelia, 1295 nucleotides long. The record is from the annotation of a GenBank genome assembly. NCBI's taxonomy places the organism in Eukaryota, Ciliophora, Oligohymenophorea, Peniculida, Parameciidae.